Messenger RNA from Mandrillus leucophaeus (drill), 3590 nucleotides. It is a transcript of the gene PMFBP1, whose product is annotated as polyamine modulated factor 1 binding protein 1. The transcript has 21 exons. Bases 263 to 3355 code for a protein of 1030 amino acids. Lineage: Eukaryota; Metazoa; Chordata; Mammalia; Primates; Cercopithecidae. The record is from RefSeq and is a predicted model, not a curated record. Gene Ontology annotation, biological process: spermatogenesis.
AUUCCCACGACACACCUCUGUGCAUGAAGACUUCAGAGGGUACACAAUGCAGGAAAUCAGAAUUCAGCUCCAUAAAACAUUCCAGAUUCCACAUAUCACCAACAUUCUUUCUUCCUCUUGGCUUAUAUUAGGGAUAGGGGAUGUGGUUUAUUACAAAGGAUGAGUAUUUUAAUAGCUUCUUAUUCCUUGAGCUAUUCCGCAGGUUUAUAACAAAGCUCAGAAAAUACUAAAGGUUAAAGGAGAACUGAGAGCUGCCAAGGAAAUGAAAGAUGAGGCGGGGGAGAGAGACAGAGAAGUGAGCAGCCUGAACAGCAAGCUGUUAAGCCUGCAAGUUGACAUCAAGAAUCUGCACGAUGUCUGCAAGAGACAGAGGAAGACCUUGCAGGACAAUCAGCUCUGCAUGGAGGAGGCAAUGAACAGCAGCCACAACAAGAAGCAAGCACAGGCAUUAGCAUUCGAGGAGUCAGAGAUGGAAUUCGGGUCCAGUAAACAGUGUCAUCUGAGGCAACUCCAGCAACUGAAGAAAAAAUUGCUGGCCCUUCAACAAGAACUGGAGUUUCGCACAGAGGAGUUGCAGACUUCUUACUGUUCUCUCCGCCAGUAUCAGUCCAUCCUAGAAAAGCAGACUUCUGACCUGGUUCUUCUGCACCAUCACUGCAAACUGAAAGAAGAUGAGGUGAUUCUCUAUGAGGAGGAAAUGGGAAAUCACAACGAGAACACAGGGGAGAAGCUCCAUUUGGCACAGGAGCAACUCGCCUUGGCCGGGGACAAGAUCGCCUCCCUAGAGAGGAGCUUAAGCCUCUACAGGGAUAAAUACCAGUCUUCCCUGAGCAACAUCGAGUUACUAGAAUACCAAGUGAAGAUGUUGCAGGGGGAGCUCGGCGGGAUCAUGGGUCAGGAGCCUGAGAACAAGGGUGAUCAUUCAAAGGUACGAAUAUACACUGCUCCUUGCAUGAUUCAAGAGCAUCAGGAGACCCUGAAACGACUGUCUGAGGUCUGGCAAAAGGUCUCUGAACAGGAUGAUCUCAUUCAAGAACUUCGAAAUAAGCUGGCCUGCAGUAACGCUUUGGUUCUGGAGCGUGAAGAGGCUUUGAUAAAACUACAAGCCGACUUUGCUUCCUAUACAGCUACCCACAGAUACCCUCCUAGCUCCUCAGAAGAGUGUGAAGACAUCAAAAAGAUACUGAAGCACUUGCAGGAGCAGAAAGACAGCCAGUGCCUGCAUGUGGAGGAGUACCAGAACCUGGUGAAGGAUCUGCGCAUGGAACUAGAGGUCGUGUCGGAACAGAAGAAAAACAUCAUGAAGGACAUGAUGAAGCUGGAGCUGGACCUGCACCGACUGCGGGAGGAGACAUCUGCCCACAUUGAGAGGAAGGAUAAGGACAUCGCCAUCCUGCAGUGCCGGCUGCAGGAGCUGCAGCUGGAGUUCACCGAGACGCAAAAGCUUGCUUUGAAGAAAGACAAGUUCCUCCAAGAGAAAGAUGAGAUGCUGCAUGAGCUGCAGAAGAAACUGACACAGGUUCAGAACAGCUUCCUGAAAAAGGAGAAGGAGCUGGAGAAGCAGCAGUGCAUGGCCACAGAACUCGAAAUGACGGUCAAGGAGGCUAAGCAGGACAAGUCCAAGAAGGUGGAGUGCGAGGCCCUACAGGCUGAGGUCCAGAAGCUGAAGAACAGUCUCGAAGAAGCCAAGCAGCAGCAGAGGCUGGCUGCUCAGCAAGCAGCCCAGAGCAAAGAAGAGGCUGUGCUGGCAGGCUGUCACCUGGAGGACACCCAGAGGAAACUGCAGAACGGCCUCCUCCUGGACAAGCAGAAGGCAGACACCAUCCAGGAACUACAGCGAGAACUUCAGAAGCUGCAGAAGGAGUCUUCGAUGGCUGAGAAGGAACAAACCUGCAACAGAAAACGGGCGGAGGAGCUGUCAUCAGAACUCUCUGAAGCCCUGAGGAAGCUUGAAAAUUCAGACAAGGAAAAGAGGCAGCUUCAGAAGACAGUGGCUGAGCAGGAUAUGAAAAUGAAUGACAUGCUCGAUCGUAUCAAGCUCAUUCAGCACCAGCACAGGGAGCAAGAAUCCACCAAAUGCAAGUUAGAAGAUGAUCUUCAGGAGGCCACAAAGCUACUGGAGGACAAACGGGAGCAGUUGAAGAAGAGCAAAGACCGUGAGAAGCUGAUGGAGGAAGAACUUGAAGCUCUGCGGCAGGAAUUUAAAAAGAAAGACAAGACGUUGAAAGAGAAUUCCAGAAAGUUGGAGGAAGAAAAUGAGAAUCUCCGAGCAGAGUUACAGUGUUGUUCUACACAACUGGAAUCCUCUGUCAACAAAUACAACACCAGCCAACAGGUCAUCCAAGACUUGAAUAAAGAGAUAGCCCUUCAGAAGGAGUCCUUAAUGAGCCUGCAGGCCCAGCUGGACAAAGCUCUACAGAAGGAGAAGCACUAUCUCCAGACCACCAUCACCAAAGAAGCCUAUGAUGCAUUAUCCCGGAAGUCAGCCGCCUGCCAGGACGACCUGACCCAAGCCCUCGAGAAGCUCAAUCAUGUGACCUCGGAGACAAAGAGCCUGCAGCGAAGCUUGACACAGACCCAAGAGAAGAAAGCUCAGCUGGAAGAGGAAAUCAUUGCUUAUGAGGAAAGGAUGAAAAAGCUCAAUAUGGAAUUAAAAAAACUGCGGGGCUUCCACCAGGAGAGUGAGCUGGAGGUGCACGCCUUCGACAAGAAGCUAGAGGAGAUGAGCUGUCAGGUGCUGCAGUGGCAGAAGCAACACCAGAAUGACCUCAAGAUGCUGGCAGCCAAAGAGGAGCAGCUCAGGGAGUUCCAGGAGGAGAUGGCCGCCCUGAAAGAGAACCUCCUUGAGGACGAUAAGGAGCCCUGCUGCCUGCCCCAGCGGUCUGUACCCAAAGACACCUGUAGCCUCUACCGAGAGAACGAUCAGAUUAUGACCAGCUUGGAGCAAUGGGCGAAACAGCAGAAGGUCGCCAAUGAGAAACUGGGAAACAAGCUCCGAGAGCAGGUGAAAUACAUCGCCAAGCUGAGUGGUGAAAAGGACAGGGAACCAAGCAGAGCCACCAGCCCCAACACAACCCAUCCUUCCUCUCCUUCCCACAGCCACCUCCACAAUGUAAUGGUCCACCUGCAGCAGGAAAACAAGAAGCUGAAGAAGGAAAUAGAAGAUAAGAAGACGAAAGCUGAGAACACAAGGCUAUGCACCAAAGCCCUAGGCCCGAGCAAAACAGAGUCCACACAGAGAGGGAAAGUGUGCGGUGCCUUGGGCUGGAAGGGGUUGCCCCAGGACGGGGGUCAAAGAAUGGACCUCACCAAGUACAUCGGGAUGCCCCAUUGCCCGGGUUCCUCGUAUUGCUAGAAUCCACAUCUAGCCAUGAGCAGCAUUUCCACGCGUGUUUCUUCCGAGGACAGUGAGUUCCCAGCCCUCCCUUUCUCUUGACCUGGAUCAGCUCUUACGGGAAUAUAUCACGGUCCCAGCCUAUUUUGCAAGACACUAACGUUCAUUGAGUUUUGCCCACUUCCUGCCAUGGAGUGAGCUUUAGAAGCAUACGUCCAUCUCCAGGCCCAAAUAUGAAAUAAAGACAUGAGCAUGA